AUGAUCAUCGACCAAAGAAUUCCAAUGUUCAUGUCAUCUUUAAUAAUAAAUAUAUUCUGUUUUCUAUUGUUUAUCAAGAUGAAGAAGUUCGGAAGUAGCUCAGAUAUCAAUGAGUUCUCUAUCUUUUAUAUCUUCGGUUCCAUAACAUAUGUCUUCAAUAUAUCAUGCUCGAUCAUUCUCUGCUUGACCACGAAUAAUGACGGCAUGGCUAUAUUCGUCCUAAAGUCAAUAGAUAGCUUGGUCAGUUAUACAGAUAAAUACGAAAAGUCGAUAUCACAGUCAGUGGAAAAAAUUGUGAAGGAUUAUAAUGAAAUUUUGACAAAAAAGGGCGAGGUAUUUUGCCGUGAGGUUUUCGAGGAAAUUGACUGGCAUUUGUUAGGUUUUUCGCAAAUCAGAUCUUUAUACGAAAAUGAAUCGAAUACAGGCUAUAAUGACGGUUUUAACCAAUUUAAUCAGUCCCAUAUAGAGUUGAAUACGAUUCACGUGGACAAUUUUACUCAGACUAUCAACGAAUACGAUAUGGUGCGUGAUUUCAAUGAAAUCAAUUCAACCAAGACUCUCCCAGACUCCGUCAGUCAUAACUCACAAUCGUGCCCACAGAAACACUCACAACAAGACCAUUUUAGACAAACAUUUACACAAUUUAUUGCAGACCGUAAUGAAUUAAAGCAUACAACUCAAGAGCUAUUGGGGAAAUUGCAAGUUCAGCGUAUGGAUAUUGUAACACAUGAUGUUGACUCUGAGGCUAAAUUUUUACAAAAUUACCAAUCUUCACAACCUCAAAAUCUAUCUACAGACCAACACACCUCCUUAUCUGAUACUUUAACCUCCACCACACACUUUGACAAACCUGUUUCAGAGAAUUCUCGAGUUAGCAGCGUGAAGAAUGAGCAAUGCUCGGUAAUACAUAUUGAUGAUCAAUUGAACUACUCUCCGUCUCAAUUAUCUGUGGCGUCAAAUAAUGACAGUCCUGCUAAAUUGCCAUUGUAUAUGUCGCCCAAGUUAACUUGUCAAAGCUACGAAAUGAUUUUCUACGUGCGUCAUCCUUCGAUGAUGGACCACAAGGUUGAUUUAUACGAAGAUGACUUUACCAUAUCAAAUUCGACAUUCAUGACUUCUACAUAUGAAUCUCUUACAUUUAGGGAGAACUCUGACAUGUCUCUGGAAGAUAAGCUGAAUUGUGAUGCGGAAAUCAAUGCCAUACAAGUUAACAAACCCACUGAUAUGAUCGAAUCGCCCAUAGACAAGGCAUCGAGAAGUGACAGUAUUGAGCAUUUAUCUAUCUUUUCUAACUCGGAACUAGACGCCCAGCAUACAUGUCAAUUAUAUGACCAAUCAAUUAACCCCUUCUUCGGAAAUACCCCGAAGAGCAACAGGAAAUCCACUUUGGAGGGAAAUACCCCGAAGUUCAACAGGAAAUCCACUUUGGAGGGAAAUACCCCGAAGUUCAACAGGAAAUCCACUUUGGAGGGAAAUACCCCGAAGAGCAACAGGAAAUCCACUUUGGAGGGAAAUACCCCGAAGUUCAACAGGAAAUCCACUUUGGAGGGAAAUACCCCGAAGGGCAACAGGAAAUCCACUUUGGAGGGAAAUACCCCGAAGAGCAACAGGAAAUCCACUUUGGAGGGAAAUACCCCGAAGAGCAACAGGAAAUCCACUUUGGAGGGAAAUACCCCGAAGAGCAACAAGGAAUCUAAUACCCCCAAAAGUAGGCUAAGUAGUGCCGAUAUGACAUCCAAUGCCUAUAAUAUCGUAUCAAAACCCAACGGCGAUGGGUCUAAAACUUUCAGCAUUGAUAAGAUAAAGAUACCUAAUAGGAAUGGAGUUCCAUGGAGAAUUGACCCAAAUAGAUAUAAUAUGCCUUCUGUUUUCAGUCGUGCAGGUGGUAGGAGAUAUAGAAGUGUGGAUCGAUCCUUAUAUAAUUCUAUAGUUGCCAAUGGCAGCAAAUUAGGCAUGCCAAAUAGGGAAGGGACUUUUGCAUCCAAUAAUGCAUCUAUGGGUUUUGAGAACUGUGUUGGUGGCUCUGGUUUGGGUAGGUUGGAUAAUUUAUGGCGUGAUAUCGCACCAAAAGCUUCGAAUGCUGAAUUUUUGGGUCCAGAUGCCACAUAUGAUGAAAGUCCUUUUCAGAAAAAAUGGGCUUCGCAACCAGUCGAGUCGACCAAGUAUUCACCCAAAAGGUUCUUAGAACACCUAGAUUUCUGA
This is a messenger RNA of Babesia microti strain RI, 2202 nucleotides long. RefSeq lists its product as hypothetical. The record is from RefSeq and is a predicted model, not a curated record. The transcript has 2 exons. Bases 1 to 2202 code for a protein of 733 amino acids. Lineage: Eukaryota; Apicomplexa; Aconoidasida; Piroplasmida; Babesiidae.